This is a messenger RNA of Chiroxiphia lanceolata (lance-tailed manakin), 9356 nucleotides long. It is a transcript of the gene PCDH7, whose product is annotated as protocadherin 7. The record is from RefSeq and is a predicted model, not a curated record. Lineage: Eukaryota; Metazoa; Chordata; Aves; Passeriformes; Pipridae. Gene Ontology annotation, molecular function: calcium ion binding. The transcript is spliced from 3 exons. Gene Ontology annotation, cellular component: plasma membrane. The coding region runs from base 1629 to 5393 and encodes 1254 amino acids. Gene Ontology annotation, biological process: homophilic cell-cell adhesion.
GUGUGUAUGUAGCGCAGGCGGCUCUGCUGCUGCAGCGUCAGGGAAGAGCUACCGAGAGAGGCUUCAGCAGCUCCCACCACUUUGGGCAAACUUGCCGGUUUACCGCUUCUUCUUUUUUUUUCCUUUUUUUUUUUUCUUCCGAGUGGGAAGCUUCUCAAUUGCCAUUCAACAUUUUAAAGCACAAGCCGCUCUGCCGUGAAAGCGCCUGAUCCACACUUCUCUGAAAGACACAGGAGGGAAUACACAAUUGCAGAUUUCACCCACUGUGGCGGUGCAGAUCACAGGAAACAACUGAUUGAUAUAAUUUUAUUUGCAAAUAGAACUCUGUUUUUUCUUUUUUUUUUUAAUCGCGUCGCGGAUCUUUUCCCCUCCCCUUUGCCAUUCCGCUUAUAUGGAUGUAAUUCAGAAUCUGUGUUAAUUCACGUGGGGGAUCCAGUUACAUCUUGUUCCGCUCCGGGUAUAUUUACGAGCGACCAAUAAUCGCCUUUGGACACAUAGUUUUGUUGCUAACCUUUGAACUGAAAGGAUCAAGUUCAGAUCUGGUUACCUGCAUUGGGACGGGAAGGAAGAGAAGAGAGAGAGAGAGAGAGAGAGAGAGAGACUGCAAUCUCAUUUGUGAAUCGCUCUCAGUGCUGCAGAUCCAGAUUGCUAUAACACAUGCAGUGCAAAUGCAGGUAAGGCACACACACAAACUGCGGAUGCAAAAACAAACUUGGGACUAUUGUGUGUCUAUGUUCUUAUCUCCAGCCUUGCAAAUUCUGGGCAAACGGCUUCUGCAGUUUCUGUAUCGUUGCUUUGUGACUAAUGACCUUGCGCAGAGUUGUUAAAAAAAAUCCGCUCCGGAGAAAGAGCUGAACAUUUUAGGCGAUCUCUGAAGAUGGAUUUGGGUGCUUUUCUGCCAACCAAAGGGGAUAUUCUGUGGACUGCUCUGUAAUACUCGGGGUUCUUCUCCUAUCAGCUGUGCAGCUACCGACAUUAUUGGGAUUUUUAUUUUUUCUUUACUUUUUUUUUUUUUUCCUAAGAACUCUCCAUUGCUAAGAGGAUUUGGAGUUUUCCCGACACAAGCCCUUUGAAUAAAGCGAAUCACAUUUUUUUUUCCCCUGUGUGUGCAGAGAGGGGGAAGAAUAAAGCUAAUGCCUUGGUCGUAAACGGCUGAGAGAGAGAGAGAGAGGGAGAGAGAGGGAGACAGGAAAGAGAGAGAGAGUGUGAAUUGUAGUUAACUCUAGUGUCGAAGAAGACGACUUGGGGGGCUUCGAAUCGUACAGUGCUGCUCCUGCUUUUAUUGCAAACCUUGCAAAGUGAUUACAGUAAAAUCAGAGAGGAGGAGGAGAAGGGGGAGGAGAAGGAAAAUCCCAUCCUAUCUACCGAGAUGAAUCUUUAAAAAGCAAAAUACACUGUCCCGUGAACUGUAAGUAUAUCGCAACUGGAAGGCAGGGAGGGCAGCAGAGGAGCCAGCAGCAGGGUUUUGACCACCAAUUGCACCAGCCAUGAGACAAUAAGUUUCCAGGAAUAAAAGGAUUUUGUAAUUGAUCACCUGGACGCUCAGCCGCUCUGUUGGCUUAUCAGGGGAGUUUACUGGGGGGGCAGGUGGGACUGAGAGGAGGGCGGGGGGUUUCAGUGCAGGGAAGAUGAGGAAGAUGCGGACCCUCCUUGGCUUUGUACAUUGCUGCUGCUGCUUCUUGCUCCUCCUGCCUCUGCCGCUCUGGGUCAGCCUGGCAGCGGCUAAACAGCUCCUGAAGUACCGGCUGGCCGAGGAGGGACCCGCUGACAUUCGCAUCGGCAACGUGGCUUCUGACCUGGGUAUCGUGACGGGCUCCGGAGAGGUGACAUUCAGCCUGGAGUCGGGCUCCGACUAUCUCAAGAUCGAUAACAUAACCGGGGAACUGAGCACCACAGAGCGGCGCAUCGACCGCGAAAAGCUGCCGCAGUGCCAGAUGAUCUUCGACGAGAACGAGUGCUUCCUGGACUUCGAGGUGUCGGUCAUCGGCCCGUCGCAGAGCUGGGUGGACCUCUUCGAGGGCCGGGUCAUCAUCCUGGACAUCAACGACAACACCCCCACCUUCCCUUCCCCCGUCCUCACGCUCACCGUGGAGGAGAACCGGCCCGUGGGGACCCUCUACUUGCUCCCCACCGCCACCGACAGGGACUUUGGCCGCAACGGCAUCGAGCGCUACGAGCUUCUGCAGGAGCCCGGCGGGGACAGCGGCCGCCGCGCCGGCGGGGGAAUCUCGGCCGCCGCGGCCCCCGAGAGCGCCCCCUACCCCGGCGGCAGCAAGCGGCGGCAGGAGGCGGAGGCGGCGGCCCGCAGCAGCGUCUUCGAGCUGCAGGUGGCUGACACCCUGGACGGGGAGAAGCAGCCACAGCUGAUCGUCAAGGGGGCGCUGGACCGGGAGCAGCGGGACUCCUACGAGCUCAGCCUCCGCGUGCGGGAUGGCGGCGACCCGGCACGGUCCUCGCAGGCGAUCCUGAGGGUGCUGAUCACCGACGUGAACGACAACAGCCCCCGCUUCGAGAAGAGCGUCUAUGAGGCGGAUCUGGCGGAGAACAGCAGCCCCGGGACCCCGAUCCUGCAGCUGCGAGCCACCGACCUGGACGUGGGGGUGAAUGGACAGAUCGAGUAUGUCUUUGGGGCGGCCACAGAGUCUGUCAGGCGUCUACUGCGGCUGGACGAGAACUCGGGCUGGCUCAGUGUCUUGCACCGCAUCGACCGGGAGGAAGUGAACCAGCUUCGCUUCACUGUCAUGGCCCGAGACCGGGGCCAGCCCCCCAAGACAGACAAGGCCACGGUUGUGCUGAACAUCCGGGAUGAGAACGACAAUGUGCCCACCAUCGACAUCCGGAAAAUUGGGCGCAUUCCGCUCCGGGACGGGGUGGCUAGUGUGGCUGAGGACGUGCUGGUGGACACCCCCAUCGCCCUGGUGCAGGUGUCAGACCGGGACCAAGGUGAAAAUGGCGUGGUGACCUGCACCGUGGUAGGUGAUGUGCCCUUCCAGCUCAAGCCGGCCAGCGAGGGUGAAGGGGAGCCACAGAAUAAGCGCAAGUAUUUCCUCCACACCUCAGCCCCUCUGGAUUAUGAAGCUGUCCGUGACUACAACGUGGUGAUUGUAGCUGUGGACUCCGGCAGCCCCAGCUUGUCCAGCAACAAUUCCCUGCUGGUGCGGGUUGGGGACACUAAUGACAACCCUCCUGUGUUCAGCCAGGCCGUGUUGGAGGUCUCCUUCCCGGAAAACAACUUGCCAGGCGAGAGGGUUGCCACAGUGGUUGCCACGGAUGCAGACAGCGGCAAGAACGCUGAGAUCACCUACUCACUGGAGGCCUCACCCCUAUCCUCAGAGGCACCAGGCAGCAUCUUCAGCAUCGACCCUGACUCUGGGGACGUGUCAGUGCAGGCGGUGUUGGACCGUGAGCAACGUGACACCUACGAGUUCCAGGUGACAGCCCGGGACAAAGGGGUGCCAUCACUACAAGGCUCCACCACAGUGGUGGUGCGGGUGGCAGACCGCAAUGACAAUGAGCCGCGCUUCAUGCAGGAUGUGUUCACCUUCUAUGUGAAGGAAAACCUGCAGCCCAACAGCCCUGUGGGCAUGGUGACUGUAAUGGACUUUGAUAAGGGCCGCAACGCUGAGCUCAGCCUCUCCAUUCAGCCUGGCGACCACGACCAGGCAGCUGGCAUCUUUUCCAUCGAGAAUGACACCGGAACCAUUUUCUCCACUGUCUCUUUUGACCGCGAACAGCAGACUAGCUACACCUUUAAGGUAAAGGCAGUGGAUGGAGGUGAGCCACCACGCUCUGCCACUGCCACCGUGUCCCUCUUUGUGAUGGAUGAGAAUGACAAUGCACCCACAGUCACCUUCCCCAGCAACAGCUCCUACACUGUGCUGCCACCCUCCAGCAACAUGCGCACUGUGGUGGCCACAGUGGUUGCCACCGACGCUGACACUGGUCUCAAUGCUGACCUCAACUACAGCAUUGUUGGGGGUAACCCCUUCAAACUCUUUGAGAUAGACCCAGCCAGUGGUGUGGUGUCACUGGUGGGCAAGCUGGCCCCCAAGCACUACGGCCUGCACCGCCUGGUUGUGCAGGUGAAUGACAGUGGGCAGCCUCCCCAGUCUACAACUGCCCUACUCCAUGUCUUCGUCAAUGAGAGCCUGUCCAAUGCUACCGUGGUGGAGAGCCAGGUGGCCCGCAGCCUUCACACUCCCUUGGCCCAGGACAUCGCUGGUGACCCCAGCUACGAGCUGAGCAAGCAGCGGCUUAGCAUAGUCAUUGGUGUGGUGGCUGGCAUCAUGACUGUCAUCCUCCUCAUCCUAGUGGUGGUUAUGGCCCGCUACUGCCGCUCCAAGGGCAAGCAUGGCUACGAGGCUGGCAAGAAGGACCAUGAGGAUUUCUUCACCCCACAGCAGCACGACAAGGCCAAGAAGCCCAAGAAGGACAAGAAAGGCAAGAAGGGCAAGCAGCCCCUCUACAGCAGCAUCGUCACUGUUGAGGCUUCCAAGCCCAACGGGCAGCGCUACGACAGCGUCAACGAGAAGCUCUCAGACAGCCCUGGUAUGGGCCGAUACCGCUCCGUCAAUGGCGGCCCGGGCAGCCCCGACCUGGCCAGGCACUACAAGUCGAGCUCGCCUCUGCCCACCGUCCAGCUGCACCCGCAGUCUCCCACCGCCGGCAAAAAGCACCAGGCCGUACAGGACCUGCCCCCGGCCAACACCUUCGUGGGCGCCGGCGACAACAUCUCCAUCGGCUCGGACCACUGCUCCGAGUACAGCUGCCAGGCCAGCAGCAAGUACAGCAAGCAGCCAUUUCGUAGAGUGACGUUUUCUGUUGUGAGUCAGCCUCAGGACCCGCAUCAAGGGUCAUUGCAGAGUUGCUAUGACAGCGGUCUGGAGGAGUCAGAAACACCAAGCAGUAAGAGUUCAUCAGGGCCAAGACUGGGUGCCCUUCCACUCCCAGAGGACAACUACGAAAGGACUACGCCGGAUGGCAGUGUUGGUGAGGCAGAGCAUAUGGAAAAUGAUUCACGGCCUCUACCAGAUGUAGCUCUGACAGGGAAGUGUACCCGAGAGUGUGAUGAGUACGGCCACUCGGACUCCUGCUGGAUGCCAGUCCGCACUUCUCCGGAGAGAAAGCAGAAGAGCCAGCCAAAACUCUCUACUUUCAUGCCUGUUGAUGAACGGGGCAGUCAGGAAAAGCUGGCCAAUGGGGAAGCCUCCCUCAUGGGUGAUCGCAACAGAAACCUCCUUAACAAAAAGUUGACCUCAUCCUAUGAGACCUUCAGCGCGGCUAGUUUCAGCAAAAAUGAAGAAGGCAAUCCAGAGGAUAUCCCCCUUACACAGACAGGGGAAUACAAGCCAUCUCCUGUCAAUACUUUAACUAGAAGAGAAGUUUACCUGUAGGCUAAAAAGCAGCAACAAAGUUCUUUCAUAUUAUAAGAAAGAAAUGGGGAAAAAGUCUUAAAAUCGCAACAAUUUUAAGAAAAAUAAUAAACAAAAAAGAGGGGGCCACCAAAGAGACAAAAGAUCUGCCUGCCACUUCUGCCUCCAUAGCAGGCAUGUAAUUAUACUGUCUGCCUGACUAUACUGUACAAUGUAGAAAACGUUGUUACUUGCAUGUCUAAUUCCCCCUUCUGCUGAUUUUUAUUUUUCCUAAAUCUAUGGUUGCAAAUUCCUCCCAUAGUAGCGAGCUUGAUUAAAAAGAACACAACACACUGUUGUUUCCCCUCUGCAGAAGCAUGAGUUAAGCCACUCAUUUUGUUUGUUUGUCAUCUGGCUUGUUGAGGAUAACAUGUCAGGGAAAAUGUACUCAAAACAUAUCAUCUGAAUAUUGCUGAUCCCCACCAGGGACAAUCCUUCAGAAACCAUACAGAUAUAGAGAUAAAUAUAAAGGAAUAAUCAUUAAUAGGCACUUUGUGAAGACCACAGCUUUAAUAUUCUCACCUCUCAUCUGAGGCUGGAAGCAACAGAAAUAUGUUCAGCCUGAGACUGCAGUCAAAAACAUGGCAUUCUUUCCUGUGAUUCAUGAACUCUGGUUCUGUUUUAUCCAUCAAACAAACGUGUCUUGCUGUGUCUCUCUCCUUCUCACUCGUUCUCUGUAACGAUUACUUCAAUGUAAACACAAUUACUAACACAUGUACCAUAGGAUAGUAAUGAUAAACUGUUGAAAUCAUUAUUUUGGGCAAGACUAACAUCUAGGUGGGAAGAUUGUAAUAACAAAAAGGCCAAAGAUCACACAAUGGAUCAGGGGAACUGCUAAGUAUUGGGGCUUGGCUUAGAAAAUUAAUGUAUUCACAAAUAAACACAUGUAUCAUAACACACCUUCUGUUACAUUUUGCACAGCAGCACAGUUCACAAGCCUAGAUGACAAUUUUUUUUCCGAUGCGGUUCAGUUGAAUGCCCAAAGGAAUAGGUGUGUGUUUUUUUCGUAAUGAUGUGAUAUGUUGCAGCGGAAGCUGCAUAUGAUAUGCUGCAUAUGCCAGGGAAUUUUUAAGAUCAAAAUUAAAAAAUAAUAGUAGUAAUAGAAGGCUGUGUUAAUAAGAAUGCUUGAUGGGAGGGAAAAGGUGGACAAUGGGAUGGUGCACUAACAAGAGGAUGUUACAUGUUGAAUACAGAAGCUUCUUUUCAGAUUGCGAGGAGUGGUUGCUAAGUCUUUGGUCAUCAGUGUUGCAGAUUACCAAUUGCUUCAAAUAUGUCAAAGAUAUAUGAAAGCUUUCUUGAAACCAAGUGCAUUAAAACCAAGAGAAGUGCAAUACUAAAUGAUGUCAAGACUCAGAACAUUUAGCAUAAGGAGAAAUUGGUCUGAUAAACAGUGGUAUGGUACUCACCUAGCAGGUCAAGAUGAGUCAAAAGGAAUCCAAGCUACUGUGAUAUGCAAAAGCUGUAACAAUUCUCAUGAUGAGUGAUUCUUGAAAGGAAGAGGAAAUGAAACAGGUUUUUGUGCAAUAAAAGCAACAAAACAUGCAGAAUGAUGAACAAUUGCUUUGUACUUGAUGCUGUAGAAAUAAUGGCAGACUGAGCUCAGACAUUCAGAUGAAAGCGACAAUCGAACAACACAGCAAGGACAGCUCAAGGAGGGGGAAAGCAUUCAGAUCCCUGGCUGUUUAACCUGGUGUGAAGGCAUGGCUAGAUGGCUCUCUAGUAUACUGUAGUCAUAAUGUAGUUUUGGGUAGUUUCUUGCUUUGAAGAAUUGCAUAGAAAUAACCUUAAACAGCCUAAGGUAGAGGUUGGUAAAUCAAAACAACUCAUCACACUUAUCUUUUGAAUUCACUUCUCCAUGUAGUGGGAUGUGCCAUUAUUGGCCCUUUCAUUCUCCUCACUUGAGUUUACUUUCUUCAAGUAACAUUAGUUUGUGUAUAACAGUUAUGAUGAAUGGGCACAUUUUAGAAAGAAAAUAUUAAAAUCAAAGAUUAAUAAUGAUUGAACAUUUUUAUGUUUAAUUAUUUAAGUAAUAUGGAGAGAUGCAAGCUAGUACUUUGUUAUGAGACUGCGUAUAGCAGUUACUGCUUUGUAUAAUCUGUAAGUACCUGUUUAAAAAUGCUUCUAAAAUGCUUAUGUAAUGUAUACACAUUUUUCUUGCACGUUUCAACAGAAUACACAAUUGCAUAACACAAAUGUUCAACAGAAUUUCCUUUAAUAAAGUUUUAUUUAAUAUUACAUACAAGAAAAUAAAUUAGGUAGCUGGGUUCCAUAUAUUAUUAGACACUUUUUCUACAAGGCUAAUAAUACAGGUCAUAGUAGACCUUCAGAUUAAAUGGAUCAGCAGUCACUCACCAACUUUUGCACCACAUAAGACAGUCAUGAAAUAAUUUACUUGUGUGCAUCUCCUUAGAUCUAAAACGCGUGUGAAAGAAUUUUUAAAAAAUUCUGUCUACUGUAAGUAUUCACAGUAAUUCUAGUGGAACUAGCCACUAUUAAUAUGCUGAUUACUCUUCUGACCUGGCAUGACAUACAAAUAUAUUUUGUGUUUGUAUAUUUCCUCUUUAUUUGAAAUAGGUUAAAUCUGGUGCCACUCCAUAAAUAGAGUGCUUUUGUAUAAAAAUAAACAAAUAAAGCUAUAAAAAAUAAUUAGGGUGAAUGCAAAAUAUGCAACUGUGCCUUUCAUACCUAUUAAUAUGGUAAAGUGGUAGUUGGGUUUGGACACUGAGGGAUAAGGGGCUAUUCCCAACUUUUUUGAACCUGUAUAUUUACCUGUGUUUAUUUUCUGAGAAAUUAUAAAUAAUAUAUUUAAAAACAAGCCUUUUGCCAAACUCAGUUAAUGGACCAGUCUUAAGCAUUAUUAACACAAGCCUGUGGUUUAAGUAGGUCUUGAGGAUUUUUUUAUUACUAUUUGUGUGGGAUUUGGGGUGGUUUUAAUUUGUUUUUAAUUCUGCUGCCUGAAAAACUACGAUCAGUCUAUAUGAUAGUUAUUUAGCAGGGUGUCACCAAUUCAUGUUGCCAGGAAAAUUGACAAAUUUUUUUUAAUUGCUUUUAACCAUCAUCACAUUUCAGUUGUACAGUAUAGAAGUCAUCUUUUUUAUUUCCUUCCAUGGGAAACUCAGAUGAGCUUUGCAUGUAUUUUACAUUAGGGCACCUUUAUAGAUUGAUACGUUAAUAUAUAACUUUAUACGUAUUAGAAAAUUCAAUAGCUUUGGUCUAAAAUCUAAUGCUCAUUCUGGAUCUCAGACCCACUAUGUUUAUCCAAUAUGGUUUCUGACUGGCCUGCUGCCUGAGUUUCAGGAAAAAAAAAGUUAAACAUUAUUUUUAUGUGGGGGAAGAACUUAAAUGGGAUUGAAAUGAUUGCUGAAAGGCUACCCUAGGAAGUUGUCAAGCAGGAAAAUGAGGAAUAUGGAUAAAGACCUUGCCAUAAAUCCAGCCAUCACCAAACACUUGUAGGGAAGUUGAACAACGAAAUAUUUUUCCUUUUGUUUCGUUGAUGAUAAAUAUACAGUGUUUUCAUCAGGAACAAAGCAGAUGAAAUAGCAAUAGAAAUUAAAGUCCAUCAAUUAAGUUGUAUUACUGACUGAAUGAGCAUAAACACUAGGAAGAAGACAACAUUCACCAGCUACCUGGGGUAUGCUUUCAGACAACUUUUUCCUAAAUUUUAAAGCACUUGCAUUCAGUGUGGUACGAUCUGUUUGUAAUAUUAAUCAUUGACUAUUGUUCUGCAACUUGGAUGUUGAUAGUGAAGCAGAGAACAAUUUAUCAUUGUUUAUUAUGAGUCACUAUGCACGCAACUAUGCUAAACAUGGCAAAAUGUAUUAAACGCUAGUCCACCUCUAUUUAUGAAAUAUUUACAUAAUUUAAUUUGCUUUUGUACAGUUUUAUGUAAAUAAAUUGCUUGUCAUUUUUGUCUCUGCAAAUUAAAAUAUAACAUGUUCAAAUGGU